GGACCAGGCUCUUCUACGAGUCUCUGCUGGGUGAUUGAGCUCCACAUCGUCUCUGUUAGACAAGACACAAGGUAGUGCUCAAGCUUAGAUAUUUCUUUGAACCUUGUUUGAGAAGACGUCCAGCAUCCAUCAAAGAAUUCCGACAUCUUGCUGGUACAAGAGGCCACUCCUUGUGAGGUGGUUCUACUCCAAGUCUCCUUCUGCAUUCGUUUGUUGGGCGACAACAAGCGCCUGCUGAAGGCAGUUCCUCAGGAUGUCUCUGUCUUGGUUUCUCCUGGGACGUGAGAGGUGUCGCUCUUCUACCAGCCUCCACCUGAUGACUGACCUCUUCCCUUCAGAAGCUCCGGCUUCAUCAUCUGUUUGUGUCUCCUGCAGGAUGCACACUUGAACGUGGACAAAUGAAGGUGAUAAACCUUAUGAUCAAGUUUGGACUGUAAGAAAAGUCCCGGUUCUCAUGCAGGUUCAGAGGAUCAGUCACGCUGGGCGCUGGUCCUUCAGGGUCACAGCAGGUCGGUAAUGUUCCGACAGGAAGUCCCGCCACCUCCUCCUCCUCUGUGCUAAUGAAGCCCUCGGGACCUUCUGGAAAGCCCUGGAACUGAAUAGCGUCCAUCCCGUCCAAAACCGCCGCCGCCUCCUCUUCUUCUCUGAGUCCCAGCGACCCCGGCACCCCUGGCUCUGCCGCUGGUUACCAUGGCAACGUGGUGCACUGGAACAGGACGACGACUUGACCAGAUGUCACGACGACGUGCUGCGGGGGCAGCACUGAGUCUUGUCAUCUCUGAGUCCGACUCGCUUUCUGUUGACCCGGGGAACCUCCUCCUGCUGCUGCUGGAGACGCUGGGCUGCUGCUGUCCCGGACCACUGGAGCUGUGGACUACCGCGGGACGCCUUCUCUCGGAUAUGUGCUCGCCAUCUCUCUGACUCAGGAUUGUUUUCUUCUGACCCGUGAUGGAUCACACUCUGUUCGGGUGCCUGCGGAGCCCCCACACCCCGGCCCAGACACUGCAUCCCGCCUUCACCCAGUCCCCCCUGGCCCUCCACGGACGCUCGGACCACGUCUCCUACCCGGACCUGGCCUCGUCCUCCUCCUCCUCCUCCACCUCCUCUCCGGCGCCCUGCAUCAUCUCCAGUUAUGAGGAGGGUUUGUUCCCGGGUCAGCACCACCACCACCACCAUCACCACCACCCUCACCGGGCCCACCUGCCCCCUCAGCAGCAUCACCCCCCGCCCCAGCACCGUCCCACCUGGCACGUGCCUCAGAUGCCCUCGCCAGGUAACGGCGCCCGACACAGCCUUUGCCACCCUCACGUGACUCACGACGGCGGACCCUCAGACCUGGUUCACCCAGGCGGGCCCAGCUUGUGUGCCAGCACCCCAAGUCUGGGUGGCAGCAGCGCCCCGACCGGAGCCUCAUGCGUCACCUCAGACUUCGGGCGACAGAGUCUGUCGCCAGCCGAGGCUGAGAAGAGGAGCGGGAAGCGCAAAAGCGACAGUUCAGAGUCUCAGGACGGGAACUACAAGUCGGAUCUGAGCAGCAAGCCCAGGAAGGAGCGGACGGCGUUCACCAAGGAGCAGAUCCGGGAGCUGGAGGCCGAGUUCGCCCACCACAACUACCUGACCCGGUUACGGCGCUACGAGAUCGCCGUCAACCUGGACCUGACGGAGAGACAGGUCAAAGUCUGGUUCCAGAACCGGAGGAUGAAGUGGAAACGAGUGAAGGGCGGCCAGCAGGGGGCAGCAGCUCGAGAGAAGGAACUGAUCAAUGUGAAAAAAGGGACGCUGCUGCCGUCCGAGUUCUCGGGCAUCGCAGCGCUGCAUCACUCCACGGACUCGCUAGCGAACGAGGACAGUCAGGACAGCGACCACAGCUCAGACCACGCCCACUUAUGAUGCAGUCACCGCGGGCCAUGGCCACUCAGAGCCGCGGGAGGAGCGCGGCCUGCCGAUCGUCGCACUACGAUGCUAAAUAAGUGUACAGACGGAGAGGAGGAUUGGGACCCGCUGCUGGGUGGAGAACUGUCACAUGUAUCUUUGUUGGCGUGAUGUUAGCGCAGACAUUUGUGGAAUUCGAAAUGUAAAACAUGAA
Messenger RNA from Synchiropus splendidus (mandarinfish), 2086 nucleotides. RefSeq names its product mesenchyme homeobox 2a (gene meox2a). Gene Ontology annotation, molecular function: DNA-binding transcription factor activity, RNA polymerase II-specific; RNA polymerase II cis-regulatory region sequence-specific DNA binding. Bases 949 to 1890 code for a protein of 313 amino acids. The transcript is spliced from 5 exons. Gene Ontology annotation, biological process: positive regulation of transcription by RNA polymerase II. Gene Ontology annotation, cellular component: nucleus. The record is from RefSeq and is a predicted model, not a curated record. Lineage: Eukaryota; Metazoa; Chordata; Actinopteri; Syngnathiformes; Callionymidae.